This is a messenger RNA of Dicentrarchus labrax (European seabass), 2555 nucleotides long. RefSeq names its product Sep (O-phosphoserine) tRNA:Sec (selenocysteine) tRNA synthase (gene sepsecs). The transcript has 12 exons. The coding region runs from base 174 to 1631 and encodes 485 amino acids. Gene Ontology annotation, biological process: conversion of seryl-tRNAsec to selenocys-tRNAsec; selenocysteine incorporation. Gene Ontology annotation, molecular function: tRNA binding; O-phosphoseryl-tRNA(Sec) selenium transferase activity. The record is from RefSeq and is a predicted model, not a curated record. Lineage: Eukaryota; Metazoa; Chordata; Actinopteri; Moronidae.
UAGCAGAGCGGCUAGCAGCCGCGCUGCCAAGGUAAACAACAAGAGGUAACAGUUCAUCAGCCUGCGAGCAUGCUAACUUAUUGAAGCAACGUGUGUCAUAGCUUCUGUGGCGGAUAAGGAGUAACGACGUUUUGUUUCUCUGCUUCUCUCUUGUACCUCCGCUAACUUAAAAGAUGAACAGUGAAAACUUCAGCCUGAGUGAGAAGAUAGUGUCACCCUCCUACAUUCGGCAGGGGAGCCAGGCGCGUCGUGGCCACGAACAGCUCAUCAGACACUUACUGGAGCAGGGCAAGUGUCCAGAGGAGGGAUGGAGCGAGAGCACCAUAGAGCUCUUCCUGAAUGAGCUGGCUGUGAUGGACAGCAAUAACUUCCUCGGCAACUGUGGCGUGGGGGAGAGGGAAGGCCGGGUGGCAUCCAGCCUUGUCGCAAGACGACAUUACAGGUUGAUCCAUGGCAUAGGUCGGUCAGGUGACAUUGCUGCUAUUCAGCCCAAAGCUGCAGGAUCCAGUCUGCUUAACAAGCUGACCAAUUCAGUUGUGUUGGACAUCUUAAAGCUCUCAGGUGUCCGGAGUGUGGCGAGCUGCUUUGUAGUUCCCAUGGCGACAGGAAUGAGCUUGACUCUGUGCUUUCUGACCCUUCGUCAUCGGAGACCCAAGGCUCGCUACAUCAUUUGGCCUCGCAUUGACCAGAAGUCCUGUUUCAAAGCCAUGAUCACAGCAGGCUUUGAACCGGUGGUGGUGGAGAACGUCCUUGAGGGCGAUGAGUUGCGGACAGACUUAGAAGCAGUUGAGCGCAAGAUUGAGGAGCUUGGAGCCGAAAACAUCCUGUGUGUUCAUUCAACAACGUCCUGCUUUGCGCCACGGGUCCCUGACAGGCUCGAGGAGCUGGCCGCUGUGUGUGCCAAAUAUAACAUUCCCCACAUAGUUAACAAUGCAUACGGAGUACAGUCAUCCAAAUGCAUGCACCUAAUACAACAGGGGGCGCGUGUUGGGAGAAUUGAUGCCUUUGUACAGAGCUUGGACAAGAACUUUAUGGUUCCAGUAGGUGGCGCCAUAAUCGCAGGUUUUGAUGAGUCCUUCAUACAGGAGAUAAGCAAGAUGUACCCUGGUCGAGCAUCGGCCUCACCUUCCCUUGAUGUCCUCAUUACCCUUCUCACUCUGGGAGCCAGCGGCUACAAGAAGCUCCUGUCAGAAAGAAAGGAGAUUUAUUCGUUCUUGGCUCAGGAGCUGAAGAAUCUGGCCUCUGCACACGGGGAGAGAUUGCUUCACACCCCACAUAACCCCAUUUCACUGGCCAUGUCUCUGAAUGGUUUCCAGGCCGAGGGCGACAAGGCAGUGACUCACCUGGGCUCCAUGUUGUUCACCCGGCAAGUGUCAGGAGCCAGGGUAAUACCGCUGGGCAAGGAGCAGACCAUAAGCGGACACACGUUCCGCGGCUUUAUGUCGCACUCUGAGACGUACCCCUGUCCUUACCUCAAUGCUGCCUCAGCUGUGGGUAUCACUCGUGAAGAUGUGACACUCUGCAUUAAAAGGCUUGACAAGUGCCUGAAGACCUUAAAGAAAGAGGGAAGUGUGGCGAAAAGCAGUUCCCCAGUACUUCCUUUGUGCCAGGAGGACACUACUGGCGAGUGACUGAAAUACGAACAUUUUACAGGCAAAGAGAGAGAGAGAGAAAGAUUUCUGCGUAGUUUGAGUCCUCUCCUGCCUGCACUUAUUUCUCACCUGAUUUUGGACUGUGUGCGUUUUGAAUGGCACUUGCUGAUGGAUUAUCAAUUCAGACAUUGACUUGAACGCUGCGGCAACCGCUAAUGAUGAAACUGUGUGCAGGUGUUCAUUACAAACAAAAAUGAUACAAGCUGAAGUCACUGAUUAAUUCCCUCCUCUGUGAAGGCGUGCUAAUUAGUAGAUAAUGUAAGGACACAGGCUGCAUACAAAUGCCUCUCGGGAGCAUAUGGUUGUUCACCACUGAUCUAAAAUUAGACCAAAGCAUCUGCAAAGACCAUCUCAUUGUUGUCUGUAUGUUUUGAAAAUGCUUUACUUUAUUAUGGAUUUGGACUCAAAAUAGAUUAUGUAGCUAUUUACAGUGGCCUUUACUUGAUGUGUGUCAUUUUUCUUAACUAAAGCCAUCUAAAGCCUCCACAGUGCUGUUAUUGGAUGAAAUAUUCAGUAAAUUAGAGAGUCUCUCACUUUGAAAACAAGACUAGAAUUCUGUUGUGGGAACAGGAUCUUCCACUCACUGAUAUAUGAAGUCAUAUAGCUUUAUAAUGUAAUAUGUUGGGCCAUGUCUCCUGCAGUAUGUUGUAAUGUGAUACAAAUGCUGUUGAGCCAUUAAGUCCAGUGUAUUGAACUAGCUCAUCGACUUUCAGGCUCUGGAACGGAUCGCAAGGAACAGAUAAUCAAUGAAGUGCAAACAUCGAUCACUCCUGUGUUUAGCAAAGGAAGUGUUCACCUCUCAGUAAGAACCUGCGAUGUAUGUAAAAUUAACUAUUCAAGAGACUUAGCUGUAUUUUACUGUAAGAUCUUGUAAGAUAAAUUUGGAUUUCAGUUAGAACUUUA